AGUUUGUCAGUCGCCCAGUCUCCCCGCUAGACCGGAGAAAGGUGUCUACCCGGCCGCCACAGUCACACGCGACGAGUCUACCCCGAAGACACCCGCCCUGUCUCGGGUCCCCUGACCAAACUUCCUCCACGGUGAUACCGACCCGCUGUUUUCGGCCAUGGCGACGAGUGCGAAGCGAAAGCAGGAGGAGACUCAUCUGAAGAUGCUCCGGGAAAUGACUAGCCUGCCCGCGAAUAGGAAAUGCUUCGACUGCGACCAGCGCGGCCCGACCUAUGUCAACAUGACAGUGGGCUCCUUCGUCUGCACCACCUGCUCCGGCAUCUUGCGAGGACUGAACCCCCCACACAGAGUGAAGUCCAUCUCUAUGACCACAUUCACACAUCAGGAAAUUGAGUUUCUACAGAAACACAGCAACGAGGUCUGUAAACACAUCUGGUUGGGCCUCUAUGACGACAGGACAUUAGUUGUUCCAGAUUUCCGAGAACCACAGAAAGUAAAAGAGUUCCUUCAGGAAAAAUACGAAAAGAAAAGAUGGUAUGUUCCUCCAGAUCAGGCAAGGGCAGUAGCAAGUGUCCAGGCCUCUGUUUCUGGCUCCUCGGCCAGCAGCACUGGUAGUACCCCAGAAGUCCAACCCCUCAAGACACUGCAGCUCAACAAGACCCCACUCCGCCAGUCUCCAGCGCUUAGUCGUUCCCAGGCUCACAGCGUUGCUCAGGAGAAGAAGUUUGACUUGCUCUCUGACCUGGGAGGAGACAUUUUUGCUGCUCCACCCACUCAAACUUCCAGCUCCACCAACUUUGCCAACUUUGCACAUUUUCCCAGCCAGUCGGCACCUCAGGGUAAUUCAGAUACCAACUUUGCCAACUUUGAGGCAUUUGGAAACACUGCAAUUCCAUCCCAUCUGAGCACGUCACCCCCCUCACAGUCCUUUUCAUCAGGGGGAGGUGUGCCAAUUCCGUCAAUGUCUAGUGCCGUCCCCGCCCAGUCCCAGCCAGGGAGCAGCAGAGAGGAUCGCUAUGCUGCUCUGGCUGAGUUGGACAACGAGCUCAGCUCCUCUGCCACCACGGCCAGUAAUGUGCCAGGGAACUUAUUUGGACCUGUGCUUGGUUCAUCACCAGCCCAGAAUCAGCCUGUGUUACCCAGCAUGCAGCCUGGCUUUGGAGCCGUCCCAUCUACAAAUCCCUUCGUUGCUGCAGCCGUUGCCCCGGAGAUGGCCACCAACCCUUUCCAGACCAAUGGUAGAGCUCCAGCUGCAGCAUCUUUUGGCACUGGCUCUAUGAGCAUGCCCGCCGGCUUUGGGAAUGCGUCUUCCUACUGCCUCCCGACCAGUUUCAGCGGAAACUUCCAGCAGCAAUUCCCUGGCCAGGCUCCCAUCCCUUACUCUCAACCUGGGGCCUACCACCCUCAGUCUAAUGGCCCUGCUUUCCCAGUCUACGGUCAGAACAAGCCCUCCAUGACGCCCUUUGGGCAGCCCAUGGCUGGCCCUGGCAUGUCCAAUAACCCAUUCAUGGCGGGAGCUCCGGCCGGGUCAUUCCCUUCAGGCGGUUCAACCAACCCUUUCCUGUAGCACAACUUCCACUCCUUGCCAGCAGAGGGCAGCAUGCAGCACAUAUUCAACGCACCCGUUCCGUCAUGCAAUUAGUGGCAGUACAUUUUUUUUAAAAAGACUUUUUGUUUUGUUUUUCAUAAAAGAAGUUUACAACACUAUGGAGGAGUACAAAGGACUACAUUGAAGACUAAGGGACUGUUAUAGGGGGAAAUGUACUGUUUGGACUAUAUACAUUAUAUGCUUUUUAUUUUUUGUUUAUGACUGUAAGCUCUGUGCAUAUCAUCAUUUGUAAUCACAAUUAAGUACAUGUUAUGUAUAACAAGGACUGAGUUAACAAAGGUGAGUAUCCACAUACCUUGUGGGAAAACCCCCCACUACAAACUAUCUACAUAGGUAAGGGUAUAGACUUUAAGAAUAUAAACAGGGUUCCAUCCAAAUCCAUUCCUGUGGUUUGAAGCAACCAUGAUGAUGCAGGUAUUUCAUUCUCAAAAGGGAUUUCUUUUUGUUACGUUAGCAUAAUUGCAACUAUACUGGCACCAAGGUGCAAAAUGUCAUUUAUUAACUUACAAUUUGCCUAUAACCCCAAGCAACCAAACCCACGUCUUUUUAAAUCAGAGUGACAUCCCAAGCAGGUGGAUUGGAUACAACGUUGGUCCUGGACCACCUUUUAUUAAUAUUGCCAAUAUCUGUGAAAUGGUGUAAAGAAAGGGUAGGAGCUAAAUUUGGGUUGAAACGAAGGGCAGCUCCUUGAAUAUGAGGCCAGCAGAUGUUUCAGCUCACCAGGUGAAGGGACAGACAUGUCUACUAGAGCACAAAUGUAGGAAAGAGACCAGAAGUGCAGGCUUUAAGAUGUGUAUUUCUAUGUCUUGUCGCCCUACCUAAUCUAUACAUAUUGGUAAAAUGGUUUAAUAUACUCUAAGUAGCCUCUCCUGCUUUCAGAUAUUCACUGUAUUUUAUGAAUAUGGUAAAGACAAAAGGAAAGACUGUUAAGAAUGCUUCAGGGUUGUGGGUGUGACCCAAAUUGGGUUGCCUCAAAACAAGUGAAGUUAUUCACAUGGUUGCGGGUGACUUGUCCUCUUGACAGGGAAUGACAGGUUUACCACACCCUGCCUAGACAAAAAAAAAGUACAUUUUAAAGCAAAAUAUUUAUGAAAUGUUAGUUAUGUUAUAUUCACUACACUCCCUUAAGAUCUGUCUUCCUCUUUGCCUUCUGAUUUAAAAGCUUAUGGAGUGAAGAGCAGGGUGAGGAGAAAUAAUUGGUCUCCCUUCAGUUUGCUUUAGAGUAAGGCGAGGGACAGAACAGAUUAAUUUAGGGAUUAUUACAUUACCGGUUCAGCCUGGGACUCUGGAGAACUAGUGUCUCAAUUGUGCCACCAAUGACUAACAAUGAAUUUGACAAUGUGUUUCUUGUCUUUACAAGAAUAGGUAAGUAACUGUGUACAUAUAUAAAUAUAUGUAUAAAUAAAUUAAAAGAUUUUUAACUACA
This is a messenger RNA of Epinephelus lanceolatus (giant grouper), 3035 nucleotides long. It is a transcript of the gene agfg1b, whose product is annotated as ArfGAP with FG repeats 1b. Gene Ontology annotation, molecular function: GTPase activator activity. The record is from RefSeq and is a predicted model, not a curated record. Lineage: Eukaryota; Metazoa; Chordata; Actinopteri; Perciformes; Serranidae. Gene Ontology annotation, cellular component: cytoplasmic vesicle; membrane; cytoplasm. Gene Ontology annotation, biological process: intermediate filament organization; acrosome assembly; spermatid nucleus differentiation.